CUAACGCACAUGCAAUAAAAGUAACAUGAAUAUGAUAUCUUGUCAUAACAGAUGAGAAUGUUUUGCUAAAAGGUCCUUUUUAACCUUUAAUACGUGUAAGUUAUGGAAGUACUUUUGCAGACACCCAAAUCAAGGAACAGACAAUGAAGCUAGACAGUAUAUGAAAGCCAGUUCGGAUGAAUGUACAAGCAUACGUAUAGAAGACCAGACGGAUACUGAUGGUGUAGAUGAAGUUUCCACUCGUGAAUCUGGAAUUUUCACAACCUGGAAACAGUGUAUUGCCGAAAUGGAUAUACCUGGAAUAAACAAAUUAUUAGAUAAAGAGUUAUUGCCUACCGCUUCCGAGCUGAAUGGAGCAUGCUCUGCUUUUAAGAGGCGUUCACCAAUUGUUGCACGUAUAUGUGGUAAAAUAUGUAAAGAAAUUAAGAAUGUGUCCGAGGAUAUAACUUCGACUUGGGCCGCCUAUCCCUAUCCCUGUAAAAGCAAGGACGAGGAAUGUAAUGUCAUAUUUGUUGUCUACACGAAACAGCCAAAAUGUCCUAAUAUUUGUUUUCGUGACUUUAGAAUUUAUCAAAGAGGGGAAUCGGAAUUUAGUGAAGAAAGUAAAACUGUUGUGUCUCUUGACAUAACACCACAUGAUGAAGACAAUCAAUUAAUAGACAUAGAAAAUCUGCAAAUGAUAAUAGAAAAUAACGCAGACACUCUUCUAGAUAAGCACAGCAAUAUAAAUGCAAUCACAUCAGGUAUUAAAAAGUCUGUUGGUUACAUGCAAAAUCAUCACAUUCAAAAACGUGUAUUGUGUGUUGUAAUUUAUGUCCAUGUAAAAGGCCUCAUACCAUUAGAAGAAGAUCCCUUCCCCUCGUAUAUCGAUAAAUACCCAACGGACGUACUGGAAGGAGAUGUGACACUUUUCAAUAAAGGACCGUUCGAUUAUCGAGAACACGUAAUUAUGGGAUUAGCAAUCAAAGCAAGUAAUAUGAACAGCUAUGGUACUCUUGGAGGGUUUGUUAUGUCGGAUAAAUAUGGUGUUUGCGCUUUGACGUGUUGUCAUUGCUUAUUUAAUGAAAACGAAAUUUCGCAAAUAAAUUCAAAUGGUGGCAAUCUACCAGUCGAUCUUCAAAAUUGCACUACAGUGUAUCAAGCAUGUCGUCAGGAAUCAAAGUCGUUUGGUACAGUAGCUGAAGUUAUUCAUGAUGAAAAAAUGGAUGUAGCACUUAUAAACGUGAUUGAUAGGUUUCCAGAAUCAGGUGAAUUUCCAGAAACAGAUUUAGAAACAGGUGACUCUAAUCCACCAGAGUUUUACUCAGGGCGGAUACGUGAGCCAAAUGACAUACAAAGAGGAACCGAUGUAUUCAAGUUUGGAAUAUCCACAAAUUUUACAAAGGGUCGCUUUAACUUGCCGAGCAAACUGGUAGUCUUAAACAAACGAUUCAGACGACGCGUGUUUAAAGGACAAAUUGAAGUUAUUUCCACAGAUGGAAGUUUUGCGAAGGAAGGGGAUUCUGGAGCACUAAUCUUUCUAACAGAAAGGAAACGAACAUUUUGUUUAGGUCUUAUUGUAGCUGGUUUUACUGAUGGAACAGUAUUGGCUACACCAAUAGGCAAAAUAUUAACCGCUCUGGAAUGUCCUAACAGGUUGAUGUCAUUUAGACCAGUGAACCGUCUUUCUGGAGACUCGGGAGUUGUUGAGAUGGAAGUAGACGACGACUAAAAGCAGCGGAGAAGUGUGAUUACAGCAGCCAUUCUACACAAAAAUGCGUACAAAAGAAAAGAGUAGGAUCUAUUUACUAUGGACUUCUUUUGACGAUGGAAGCAUACUUUUACCGAAUUACUGAGCAUUUGGAAAAAUGAUAUUAAAGUAGCAGUCGUGUUAUAUAUUUUACAUAAUAAAAUAAUCACAUGAAAGAUAAUGAAAGUUUACAAUACAGAAAUGUUAAGUAUAAAAUUUCAGUUUAAUUGUGUUCCGUGCAAUGAUUAAAUCUUGGAAAAGGCUUAAAGUAUGUUUAGAUUACAUAUAGUUAUCUGUUCUUCCUCUUCAUGUCUUAUCAUUAAGUGAAAUUGUCUUUGCAGUGUUCCGAUUUUAUAUAUUUUUGUUGUGUUUUUCUUUAGUCUAUUUCUUAUUACAUGCAGACAUAGUCUCAAUAUUGUUGCUUUUAUCUUCUAAUGUUGAUUAGAAAUUACUUUCCUUUAAUACUGCUGCAAUUAGAAUACGUUUGUACAUACUCAUGUCCAAUAAUAGGAUUUUAAAAUCAUCAUGUUUAGGCUGACUCUCGCCAAAUAUGUUAUCCUCUUUGAAUAUUAUUAUUAUUAUUAUUAUCAUCAUCAUCAUCAUCAUCAUCAUCAUCAUCAUUUGUAUAUUUUUUCAGAUUCAUAACAAACAUGUGAUUCUAUGAAAUGUACCAACCUAUACAAUUAAUUCUAAGGUUAUUAAGUAAGCUCUAUGCAGUAUAUCAAAUAGAACUUCAGGUCACGUGUAUUCCGAAGAUACGUAAAAUAUGCAGAUUGUCUCUAAUAAAAGUGGUUCACAAAGUAAAACUUUGAUGUAAUAAAAUUAUAAAAAUAACAAAACAAGCCAUUUAUCACAUUGAAUUGUGUAAUUAUUAGUAAUAUCUAGCCGUUUGUUAUAAAAAAAUUCAUUGUCAGGAAUCAUUGUCAAUUUCCAUUGUCAUUGUCACUUUGCUCUAGUUGCUAUUUUCUUGAAAUGUUUAACAAAAAUCGUUUGAUUUAUCGCUGUGUAGUGGAUAACAAAUGUUUCGUAUGAUAUAGAUUUGUGUAGUUAAUAUUGUCAAAUGUAUAACAAUUUUCUCAGGAGUCUAAGACAUUCUGGAAUGUAUAUACUGAAUAAAUGUAUGAUAUAUCUAUCUUUAUUGUAGUGCCCAAUUUGCUUCGGGGGUGGGAGGGGGAGGAGAGGGGGUGUAGAUGUAAGCGAUUUUUGGUUAAACACCCGUUUCCAACUGUAUUUCAGGUUAUAUUAAGAUAGUGGACCCGGAAUGGUAAUGUUUAAUAAUUGCAUUAACUUGAUAGAGUCUUGAAGUUAACAUUGUUUCGCACUGUGUUGCAUUUUUAAACAACUAUCACCAUGCCAUUUUUUUUGUUUUUGUUUUUUUAAUUUUGUAUAAUUUAUGUUAUUUCCUGACAAAUUUCAAAGUGAUAACCACUGCGUAAAACAAUCGCAGAUAAUUUAUUUUAUCAAAUAUUUUGAUAAAAGAAACCUCAAAAUAUUGCGUAACAAUUAUAAAACACAACAUAACACUGUCGAUAACAUUUUUUUCUGGGAAGCCCCAAGCAAAAGAAUCCAAUCGGACAGAAAGCUCCAACACUGAAAACUAAGACCUUGCUCUCUGUAUUCAAACAUAACCAUAGGGCAGAAGUAAAACCUACCUAUAUUUCUUCCACAAAAUAUAAACUAAAGAAUAAAUGCAAAAUAAAGAACUUUUACCACAUGUAACUCAGUAUUUUCAAAGAUGUCUAAACCUUCACUGUUAAAUUCACUUUAAACAGCAAGAAAUGGCUAAUCAAAUGAAAUGUUUCCGCUUUUGUACAACAAAUCAAUAAUAAGUCUUGAAAAAACAGUUUAUCUUACUAGAUAAAAGAAAUGUAAUGAAAAAAGUUUGGUCCUAGCGGGGUUUGAACCUACGCCCUCCAGAAAAUUUAGUUAAAGUAGGUUUACGGUAGGAAUUGAAUACUCUUCAAAAAAAGGAGGUACACUAUUACGGGUCCGUCAAUUUUCCCAACCAUCGUAUUAGGGAAGGAACAGGACUAGACCAUAAUCGUUAACAGUCCGGUUGGUAGCGGGGUUCGAGCCCAAAAUUCCCUGCAGACCGACAAGAAAACCGCCCCAUCGGUACUUCAGUGCUUUCAUUCAGUAUUACUGGCGGUUUAUUUACUUACUUGCCAAAUCCUGUUUUAGGGUCCGAGACGAACCGAGUUUUGUGUACGUAUUCUUCAUUGAUCAGUUGAAUUUGUAAUAAGAUUUUAAUUGGAUAAUUUCGCGGAAAUAAACCGUUUCCGAAUCUUUUAUAAGCACACCAACUACACAAGAAAGCCGAAAACUUUGGCUUCGUAGAUAAAUAAAUGAUAUUGGGAGCUGACAAGAUUUUUUUAUAGGCAAGUCAAAUUUUGUAUCUUUAAUUUUGUACUCUGUAUUUUUGCAAAUUGGUAAAAUCUGGAUUGGUAACUAUUUAUUUUACAGAGAUCAUAUCUUAAUGCUAGACACAUACGUAUUUGAAUUGUUUAGUUUUAUAUCUAUUCAGCUAUUAAGAAAACUACAUAGUUAUUUUGUUCGUGAGUAAGAUUUGUAUUUGAAUAGCUUAGUUCUAUAUACGAUAAUCAGCUAUUCAGAAAACUACAUAGUAUUUUUGUUUAUGAGUAAAAUUUAGUAGAUUCUUUUAACUGUUGAUUUACAGAAAUUUUGUUUUAGAGUUAAGUCUGUUUGAACUGUUCAUUAUUCACCUAGAGAAAAGAAACAUAUUGAGUACUCCAAUUUCUUGAUCACUUAAAGCGUACUUUUGUUAAGAAGUUGUCGCUUAGUUUGCGUCUUUCGGUCCAUUUUAAUAAUAUUCUAGGCCAUGAGUACUCUUCAUAGGAAAACAAAUUUAGAUGUAUUAGGCUAUAUACCAAUAAAAGAAAUUGUUCUUUGUUUCAUAUAAAAUUCAGCUACUUCAGAACAAUUUUGUUAAUGUUUCUAGAUUUUCACUCCGUCGUAGACCUAUUUUCCAAAAGAUAUCCAUACAUUUGCUUCGAUAAAACGAAAAUAAAAAGGGGUGUUGAAUAGUAUGCAGUGAAAUGCAAGUCAACUGAAGUCAGGUACCCUCAUAUUGCCGCAUUUCAGAAAGCGGUCCGCAGAAUAAACACCCUACUUUCGUUUUCCAGUAAACAACUCGAAAACAUGCGCAUAUUAGCAUGAAACGUGUCCUAUUUUAUGUAAAAUUCAUUCCACGAGUGAAAUAAUGCCCAUUGGGUCCCCGAUUUACGCGCAAAUGCGCGAAAAAUGGAAAAAUUAGGAUCUAUUUAUUAGGGACUUCUUUCGACUACACCACGGAAGCACAUUUUGGACCGAAUUACUGCAUUAUAACCAUUAUGAAAUUAAAAAACUGAAUAAAACCGUAAAUAUAACUUUUUAGGCAUUUCAAUGCAUUUAAGAAAAAAAUCAUGAGUAGGCAGUAUGUUGGUUGAAUGUCGAUUAAAUGAAAGAAACCAGUAUGGUAGGAUUGUUUGUUUGUUUAUAUUACAACUAUUGGUUGAGAAACUAAGAGUAUGAUUUUCUUAUUCAUUAAAGAGUUAGUCUCUAGGCUUGGUGAAUUAUUUGUCAUUUUCUAAAUUUUAUUGAUCGUGUUUAGAAUGUUUGAUGUUAUGUGUGUGAAUUAUAUGAAUGUUUAUAGAAAUAUACUCUGGCUUCGUAGAUAAAUAAAUGAU
Mercenaria mercenaria is the source of this 5415-nucleotide messenger RNA. RefSeq lists its product as uncharacterized. The coding region runs from base 161 to 1711 and encodes 516 amino acids. Lineage: Eukaryota; Metazoa; Mollusca; Bivalvia; Venerida; Veneridae. The transcript has 4 exons. The record is from RefSeq and is a predicted model, not a curated record.